AAUCUUGAGGAAGAGGAUAACAUCAUCAGCAUACAAGGCUAUGCGGUGUUCGUUAUUCCCUACCUUUAUACCUAAAAUUGAUCCAUGUCCCCUGACUGCGAUAGCUAAGGGUUCUAUGUCUAUCAAAAACUAAUGUGGCGAAAGAGGGCAACCUUGUCUACCACCCCUCUUAACCUUAGUUUGUCUUGAUACAAUAUUAUUAGUUAUUAUUUUGGCAUUCAGGUCGUUAUACAAUAACUUUACCCAAUUGCAAAAUAUUUCCCCAAAGCGACUCAAAAGACCAAAUGGAUCGGAACGACCACUCCACUCUGUCAAAAGCCUUUUCGGCGUCAAAAGAUAGCAGGGCUGUAUCCGGCACACCCUCCUGGUCGUACAAAAUAUUCAGGACCCUUCCAAAAUUAUGAAAACCCUGGCGUCCAAUCAUAAAUUCAUGUUGAUCCUCUUUAAUAAUUUUGGAAGCAGCUUUUCAAGACGGCUCGCUAGUACUUUAGAUAAUAUCUUUAAAUCUGAAUUUAAGAGACCAAUUGGGUGCAUAGUUUCACUCAUCAUUUGCUUUCCCUGGCUUAGGGAGAAGUGUGAUCAGGACUCCUCUCAGUGUGGGAGGAAGUAUUCUGUUUUUUAAAAGAUUCCAAGAACAUUUCCAGAAGAGGAGUCUUUAUUUUUGAAAUAUAGAUUUUAUAUAGGUCUACAGGUAGUCCGUCUGGUCCAGCCCCCCUCCCAUACUUCAUUUUCAUAACUGCUUCAGAAAUGUUGUCUUCUGUUAUAUCCAUUUCCAACAUAUUGAUAUGCUUUUCCACCAAUUUGGGAACAGUAAGGCGGUUGAAAAACGUAUCCUCUAUUUGUUGUUGAUUUAUUUCAGAACUGUAUAAUCCCUCGCAAUCUCUAAAUGCCCAUUUAUUACUACCGGAUCAGUAAUGGUCUCCCCGCUCUCAUCCCUCAAUGCGGUAAUCGUUCUUUCAGUUUGCAGUUGUUUUAUGCACCAUGAUAAAUCCUACCAGAUUUUUCCCAUUGGUCAAAAAUGGAUUGUUUAAGCUUUAAUAAAUUAGCUGCUGCUUUGGUGGCAGAAACCUCAUUAUACUGCAAACGUAGGAGUAAAAUUUCAUGUAUCUUGGAACAUCUUAAAAUAGGCUUCUUUCAGAAUUUAAAUUUUUUAUUCUUCUAAUGUCAAUUUUUGUCUAACCUAUUUCGUUUUUGAACUCCUAAAAUUAAUAACUUGGCCUUUAAUAAAGGCCUUGAAAUCUUCCCACCUUGUGCUUGCCGUGGUUUCAUUAGUAUUCAACCAGAAAUACAAAACAAAUUGUUUCGCCAGGAAGUCAAUAAGAGCCAGUUGGGCUGGAAUUUCCAUUUUGGGGGGACUCGUCGUAGACCUGAUUCCAUAUAAAUCAAAUUGUUAGGGGCAUGGUCAGAGAUCAAAAUACUUUCAUGAGUACAAUCCUUUAUUUUAUUCAUCAAACUGGCCGAAAUCAGAAUGUAAGCAAUUCGUGAGUAUCAAUUGAAUGUAUUGGAAUAAUAUGAAAACAUUGACCGUUGUGGAUUGCGAUCCCUCCAGAUGUCCCCUUAAGUUCAGAUGUUUAAUAAAAUGUCGGAUAAUUUCUCUAUUCCGUUUGUGGGAGUCGUCCACGUGUAGAUGGUCUAUUCUUUCCAUCGCACAGUUGUAAUCUGCAAUAAUAUACAAUCCUUGCAGGGAAGCCAAAUUUAAGAACAGAUCAUAGGAAAAUUUAGGAUCAUCUUUAUUUGGAGCAUAAACAUUGACUAAAUUAAGGUACUCAUUAACUCAUUCCCUGCCAAUCCCGUCCAAAGACGUCAUUCAGAAUCCAUCUUUUCUCUGCCAAUGCCGUCUCAAGACGUCAAUUGCGUUUUUUAACGGGGUUGGGUGUGCGAGGGUCUUGUGCACUUUGUGUAAUCGUCAAGCCUCUGGAUAACUGCACUGAAGAAUGGCACCCUGUAGAGGGCAACAAUGCCUUGAGGUGAACGUCCCUCCCUCAGAGAAAGGAGGGGGCGGGGUGCAGGAGAAAAUGAGAAGACAUAAUGUAUAGUGUAAACAUAAUGGCGGAAAAAGAGAGAAGGCAAGAUAAAAUAAUAAUAAUCUAAAAAACGCUUUCAGUACUAGAAAUUUAUUGCGCCAAGGCAAGAAAAAUAUUCCUGCGACCGACGCCUCGGAAUAAAGGAAGACUCCUCGGAAUAAAGGAUGAAGCUCCAAGCCGAUCGCUUUGUUCCAAUGCUAUUGCCCAAAAUGCCGGGUCAUACAUAUGACGAGAUGCUCUCGGCCGCUUGCCAGCUGUGAUCGUCUGCCAACCAGGAUUCGAAUAAAUGGGAUCCGGAAUCGUCAGAUGAGUGAGCUCCCUCUGGAUAGCCUCGAAGCAGCCGAGCUUCCUCCAACGAAGAUGAAGACGAAGUCCUGCUGUCCAUCCAACGCCAUGGGAAAGAAAAGUCGAGCAAGGAUUCAGAAAUCUGGGUCAGGAGCUAGUGCCAUGGCUUCUCCCAAAGAGAUGAACAACUUAAUCGCCGAACUGCUGCAAAGGUGUAGCAGUGAAGCUCCGUCUGCCAGUGAAGAGUGGGAGGAAUAUGUCCAAAUUCGAAGUUUGGUGGAGAAGAUCACCAAGAAACAGAAGGGUAUGUCUGUAGUAUUUGAGGGUUGCAGACACAGCCAUUUCCAGGAUCUGGUGUCCUGGGCAAAAGCGAAUGGGGCUUCCUGUGAUGGGAUCCGAAUUGCCAACUUUGGAAAAGAAGGCUAUGGCCUUCAAGCUACAAGAGAUAUAAAGGCAGAAGAACUGUUCUUGUGCAUUCCAAGGAAGAUGCUGAUGACAUUGGAAUCAGCACAGAAUUCCAUCCUGGGACCUCUCCUCCGCCAGGACCGGAUUCUUAAGGCUAUGGGCAAUGUGUCACUCGCCUUCCAUCUGCUUUGUGAGCGGGCCAAUCCUGCAUCAAUGUGGCUGCCAUAUAUCCGCAGUCUUCCUCAGGAUUACAGUAUCCCACUAUACUACCAGCCGGAAGAGGUGCAGCAGCUUUUGGGCACACAAGCGAUUCAGGAUGUCCUCAGCCAGUUUAAAAACACAGCCCGCCAGUAUGCCUACUUCUACAAACUUUUACAGACUCAUCCUGCUGCCGGUGUUCUACCAUUGAAGGACAGCUUCACAUUUGAUGACUAUAGGUGGGCUGUGUCUUCAGUCAUGACCCGUCAGAACCAAAUCCCUACUGAGGAUGGCAGCAGAAUCACACAGGCCCUCAUUCCUCUUUGGGACAUGUGUAACCACACAAAUGGACUGAUCACUACUGGGUACAACUUGGAGGAUGACCGUUGUGAGUGUGUGGCACUCCGAAAUUACAAGGAGAAUGAGCAGAUCUACAUUUUUUAUGGCACAAGAUCCAAUGCCGACUUUUUCGUCCAUAACGGCUUCUUCUUCCAAGACAACAUCCACGAUCGGGUGAAGAUCAAGCUGGGCAUCAGUAAAAGUGAGAGGCUCUACGCCAUGAAAGCAGAGGUGCUUGCACGUGCUGGUAUCCCAGUGUCUUGUGUCUUUGCUCUGCACGCCAAUGAAUCCCCUGUUUCAGCACAGCUUCUUGCUUUUUUGAGAGUUUUCUGCAUGACAGAGGAAGAACUGAAAGACUACCUUGUGGGAGACUCCAUCAAUAAGAUCUUAAACCUGAGCAACCUUGAUUACCCAGUUAGCUGGGAGAAUGAAAUCAAAUUGUGGACUUUUCUGGAGACCAGAGUCACGCUGCUGCUCAAAAACUAUAAGACUACAUCUGAGGAGGACAGUAACCUGCUACAGCAACCUGACCUAUCGCCUCAUGCUCGUGUGGCAAUCCAGCUCCGCCUAGCUGAAAAGCAGAUCCUGCUGAAAUCGCUGGCCAGUGGACAAGCCAAACAUGUGCAUUUUGAAAAAAAAGUGGCAGAGGGCACGCCUUUGCCUUGCUCUGACAAUGGUGGCAUGGCUUCAUGUGAGAAUACUACUGCAAAGCUUCCGAUCAUGUUGCACAAGGUGGAGACGUUUGGGAAGGGCAAGGAGUUUGAGUUGGAGAAGCACUGUAUCUCUGAUUGGAGAGUUUGUGUGCAAGAUGGAGAUGAAAGCUAAUAGAUACCCAGUGCAAGAAUAGAGAUUUAGAUUAGCAAUAAUGAUUAUUUUAGUUCACAAUAUGUGACCCAGAACAAUAAAGAAUCAAAACGUAAACAAGGAUAAGUAUAAAUCUGUCAUCGAAACCAACAAAAAUUUCAAAGCCAAUGUUGAGUUAAUAAAUUCCGCUAUACUGCCACAGUUCAUUGUAUUUAUUUUGCUAUUUUUAUUUGUGUGUGUGUGUGUUAGACAAAUGACUCAGAAAUAUUGACACUCAGUCUGAUUUGCAAUAAAAAAUAGUGUAUGCAUUUGA
Messenger RNA from Phyllopteryx taeniolatus (common seadragon), 4368 nucleotides. It is a transcript of the gene setd3, whose product is annotated as SET domain containing 3, actin histidine methyltransferase. The record is from RefSeq and is a predicted model, not a curated record. Lineage: Eukaryota; Metazoa; Chordata; Actinopteri; Syngnathiformes; Syngnathidae. Gene Ontology annotation, biological process: actin modification; peptidyl-lysine trimethylation; positive regulation of transcription by RNA polymerase II. Gene Ontology annotation, molecular function: protein-L-histidine N-tele-methyltransferase activity; histone H3K4 methyltransferase activity; protein binding.